AUGGGUAAAAAAUCAAAAAAGGCAUUUGAAUCAUUUGAUAUUAAUGAAGUUAAACCAUUAGAUCAUUUAACUGCAGUACCAAAAAGUAGAACAUCAUCAAUUACAUCAAUUGAAAGUGAAGGUUCAAUUUCAAAAAUUUUAGAACCAGCAAGUAAAAGAACUUUUGAUGAUUUAACUGAAUUUGAAGCUUAUAUUUAUACUCAAACAAUGAGUGGAGAUUAUGAUUAUACUCAUGCAGUAUUAAAUUAUUAUCCUCCUUUUAUUUUAAAAGAAUGUCAAAAUAAUUUAGAAAAAAUUAAACCAACAAAUAAUAAAAAUUCAAAAAAAUUUAAAAGAAAUUUACAACAUCAUAUUCAAAAACAUUUAAUUAAAGAUUUAGAAAAAUGUUGUGGUUAUGAAUUAAAUUUUGAUAAAGGUGAAAUUAUUGAAACUUCAAAUAAAUUAAUUUGGAAAUUUAAAGAUGAAAGUGAUCAUGGUUUUAGUAAAGAAGAAGAAGAUUUAUAUGAUAGACAUUGGAAAUUAGAAUUGGAAGUUAGUUGUACUAAUGAAUCUGCAAUGGUUGAUGUUGAAUAUAAAUCAAUUCCAAUUUUAUAA
Lodderomyces pseudojiufengensis is the source of this 594-nucleotide messenger RNA. It is a transcript of the gene UCF1, whose product is annotated as Ucf1p. NCBI's taxonomy places the organism in Eukaryota, Fungi, Ascomycota, Pichiomycetes, Serinales, Debaryomycetaceae. Bases 1 to 594 code for a protein of 197 amino acids. Gene Ontology annotation, biological process: energy reserve metabolic process. The transcript has a single exon. The record is from RefSeq and is a predicted model, not a curated record.